AUGCAUUCCAAGAUCUAUGGAUACAUUCGAUAUUUACCAAGGAAGAGUCGAAGCGAUGGUAUCUUGUUGACCACUUUUGUUGGAUCAAGCGAAGGAAAAACAUUUGCAGCCACAUUAGGACAAGUAACGACAUAUGGUACGCAAGUAANAAAUAAUCACCUUUGUCUUUCCUAUGAUCAUGUGACUGAACUUGAUUACCGAUAUGUACCUGAUCAGCCACAAAUUGCAUCGCCUAUUCGUCUCGUUAAUAUCGACCAUUUAACAGUUCGUUCUCCCGAAUCAAAUCGAUUUUUAUCUCAUAUUCCUCGAUUAGACCAAAUCAUUUCAUUGACAAUUUACAUCGAUAGUAAAACUUACACUGAAGUUGAACUUCAAUGUCUGAUCAAUCAAAUGCCUCAUCUUGCAACAUUCAGCUUUUACACAGAUUCAUUAUCGUUUAUGAACAAUGCUUUCUGUUACUUGGCUCACCCGAGAAUUCGUCGACUAAAUCUGCGUUGUUGCCAUGAUUGUUUUGAUGUCGAACGUUGUGCUGCAUUGUGGGAUUCAUCACUAGGCAAACAAUGCCAAAUUCUGUGUAUAAGCGUUGAAAAACCUAUAGUCGUACAUGAACUUAUCAACAACAUGAGAAAUCUUCGUGCAUUGACGGUUGAGUUUCAAGGUGAUCGUCUUUGGGGAGCAAACGACGACAAAGUUGUUUAUUGGCUGCACAAGCAUUUGCCAUCGGCAUGCCUAAUCAAAAGAGAUUCUGUGUGCACUAAAAAUAUACAUAUUUGGAUUGGAUCAAACCGAAACAUAUGA
Messenger RNA from Adineta ricciae, 798 nucleotides. NCBI's taxonomy places the organism in Eukaryota, Metazoa, Rotifera, Eurotatoria, Adinetida, Adinetidae. The record is from the annotation of a GenBank genome assembly.